AGAGUCCGUGUCCACGGUAACCCGUUUCCGUGGCAACCAUGGGGCGCACCAACACCAGCCGGAAACGCAGACGCGGACGAUGUAAAUGCGGAAAAGUUUCCCCUAAAGCUCCACCUGGUGGGCCAGCAUUGCCAGAUGUGGCUGAGAGUUCAGAGAUGCCAGAGGAGCAGCAGGGCUUCCAUGUGAAGUGCUUUUACAGUGAUCUGCCUGCUAUCCAGGCCCUCCUAGAGUCCAGGGAGUGGCUGAUCAAUAGCAGUGAUUCUCACGGUCGUCGCCCCCUGCACAUGGUCCUGUCCUCACGUGGCGCCUCAAACACCUGCCUCAGAUACCUACUGGAGCAUGGAGCUGAUGUAAACGCCACUACAGUUUUAGGGCAGACCCCUCUGCACUUUGCUGCCUCAGAGGGCCUGCUUGAGAGCACAGAAAUCCUUGUGAAAGCCGGAGCAGAUCUUUUGGCGAAGGACAAAAUGGGGCUCAACCCUCUGGACAUGGCCCACAUCUGGUGCCACAGGAAAGUAGCAAGGUACUUAAAGCACAGCAUGUGGCAUUGUGAGAAGAAGAAAGAAAUGGAGGAGAUAAAGCUGACUCAUGUUUUAUACCGAGAUCUCAUCAAUAAGGUCAAGCAGGAUCAUCUGGUCAAAAAGACUCGUAACCAUGACAAGAUGGAAGAGUGGGCGAAGAAGAAAGGCUUUCCUCCUUUAAAGGAGCUCCCCCCGAAAACCCCGGUGUCCAAAUACCACGAUCGGUGUGUUUUACCACCUACUAAGAGCCAGUCACAAGGCCUUCAGAAAAACAAGGUUAUCUCCAUAACAACGCAACCCACAGCCUCAACAAACAUCCCCCGGACCGUCUUCAUCAGCCCCCAGCAUGAGAAACCCUCUGUAGAGCCAGAUCUCAGGGAAAGUGUAACCGUGUGGGAGAACAGCAGCAGCCACAGGCUUCAGUAUAUCACCAAGUGGGACACAGAGCCACAGCCGACCCCCAAAGCACCGAGAGAUGUUGUCGAAAGAGUGUUAUUUCCCAAAGCCUUCCCUUCUAGGAUGGCCACGCCUCUGGGCUUUAAGCCACAGAACAUCGAGGAAGUCCAGCACCGAGGACAUCCCCAGGGGAGGAACACCUCUCCCUGGACUGAGGUGGCUAUGCACCUGGCUGAGGUCCUGGAGCCGGGGCACUAUUGAGCUUACGCAUUCCAGGGCAAUAUAAUCAGGUUUAAAGGGGAAAAAAACAAAAAAAACAAAGGCAUCAAUAUUUAACAGACAUUUCUGAAUAAGUAACUCCUUUACAGUGUAGACAAUCUUCCUGGCAGCACAGACUUGAUCAAGUAUCUUUCAGAACGAGCACAAACAUCCUGAAACCAGAGGAUGAGGUCAUAAUGUGCACAUCUGAGGUGCAAAUGUGUUAAAUAAGAAAUAUAAUCUGACUUCUAAAUACGUUUCAAAUCAUAAUUAUGACAACGAAAAAUAAUUUCCACACCUUUUCCAAAUUUAAAUUUGCAUAUCUUGUAAACUUCAAGGUGAAAAGCAAAACAUUUAAGGGAAGAAUACACUUUUCCAUACUUUUUAACUUUCAGUGUUCAUUAGUUUAGAGGUUGUUUCAGUGAUAUUUUUAGCUUUAAUCAAUCUGAUAUGCCUAAAAUUAAGUUUUAUUCACAUUUGCAUCCUUGAGCUAAUGCUCAAUGUUUGCAGUCAGGAUAAAAAGUAUUAGAAUAAGCCCAUCAUAGAAAGAUAUGAGAAGUGGAAAAAAUAGAUGUACUAAAUAUAAAGCCAGCAAAUAAUAAAUGCUGUCUGUAAAGCUGCAGCGAUUCCUCACAACUACUCCUAGCGUUCGGCUCGUGAAAAAUCUUUAUUUACCACAUUAUUGAACUUAAGAGGAAUUAGGAUUAUAGGACAAGUUUUCCAAGUCAAAGUUUACGGCUACAACGUUUUCAGCUUAAUGAA
Messenger RNA from Cyprinodon tularosa, 1937 nucleotides. RefSeq names its product ankyrin repeat domain 53 (gene ankrd53). Lineage: Eukaryota; Metazoa; Chordata; Actinopteri; Cyprinodontiformes; Cyprinodontidae. The transcript has 6 exons. Gene Ontology annotation, molecular function: protein binding. Bases 39 to 1178 code for a protein of 379 amino acids. Gene Ontology annotation, biological process: regulation of mitotic cytokinesis; mitotic metaphase chromosome alignment; positive regulation of microtubule polymerization. Gene Ontology annotation, cellular component: spindle pole. The record is from RefSeq and is a predicted model, not a curated record.